Messenger RNA from Trichophyton verrucosum HKI 0517, 354 nucleotides. RefSeq lists its product as uncharacterized. The transcript has a single exon. The record is from RefSeq and is a predicted model, not a curated record. NCBI's taxonomy places the organism in Eukaryota, Fungi, Ascomycota, Eurotiomycetes, Onygenales, Arthrodermataceae. Bases 1 to 354 code for a protein of 117 amino acids.
AUGAAUGCAGAAGAGCAGACCAAAAGCCCCCCCGUUUUCCAAGAUCAAGUAAAUAAAACAGACCAAGAAGUGAAGAAAGGAGACAAGCAGAGAGGGAAGAAUGGGGGACAAAAGAACGGAAGUAGAAGCAUUAAAAGUGGUAAAAACAAGAGAGUCAUUAAUUCGUUUCAAUUCAUUGCAGCAUUCUUCAUCCAACUCGUCAUUCCUCGAUCCUUAUUCAUCCCUCUUCAAGAUAACUUUUUUUGUUGUAAACUCGAUAUUCGAGCGACCGAACAGACAUUAACGGGUAAAGGACAAGAAGAGAGGAUCCGAAGAGCAGAACAGAACAGAAGAGAGAGCAGCCUAAGUAAAUAA